Lobosporangium transversale is the source of this 1885-nucleotide messenger RNA. Its product is annotated as iron hydrogenase. The record is from RefSeq and is a predicted model, not a curated record. The transcript has 6 exons. Gene Ontology annotation, biological process: iron-sulfur cluster assembly. Gene Ontology annotation, cellular component: cytosolic [4Fe-4S] assembly targeting complex. Gene Ontology annotation, molecular function: 4 iron, 4 sulfur cluster binding. Lineage: Eukaryota; Fungi; Mortierellomycota; Mortierellomycetes; Mortierellales; Mortierellaceae. The coding region runs from base 75 to 1778 and encodes 567 amino acids.
CAAAGGACUCCGGUUAGACUGCAGACAUUGUUUUAUUUUAUCAUUCAUUUCCACUCUUUUUUAUUUCAGACAGAAUGGCAUUCUCUGGAGCAUUAACCCUUUCAGACCUGAACGAUUUCAUUUCUCCUUCACAAGCAUGCAUUAAGCCUGUUGAGGUAGCAAAGACAUCGGGCACACAGGGGGCAAUUAAGGUCGAUAACAGUGGAUCAUAUUAUGAAGUAUCUCAGGAUGGUUUGGAAACCAAGCUUGAGACUGCCACGAUCAAUCUGAAUGAUUGUUUGGCAUGCAGUGGGUGCAUUACCUCAGCAGAGAGUGUGUUAGUAACACUUCAGUCCCAAGAAGAGCUUUAUAGCAUUCUGAAGCAGAACAAGAUUGCUAUCGAGACAAAUGAUCCAAGUACACACCGCACGGUCGUUGUCUCCAUCUCUCCACAAACACGCGCUUCAUUUGCUGCAAAGUAUAAUCAAACACCUUUACAGGUCGCUCGAAAACUUACAUGGUUCUUCAAGAAUCUCGGAGUACACUCUGUGUUUGACACUUCUUUCUCUAGAGACCUCUCACUACUGGAGACUGGACGUGAGUUCGUAGAGCGAUACAAAAAAGCAGUAGCCAAGGGGAUUAUAAAGCCUCCUAACAUGAAUGGAGCAGCCUCCACGAAUGGCACGGUGACUGUUGCAGGAGGAGCCAGCGGUGAAAAUGAGAUGGAUGUGGAUUCUCUUCCACAAGAGAUAUCGACAAAGGCUCCCAAAAAGAGGAUCAUCCGUCGAGGAGCAGCUGGUGCUAACGAUGAACCUGCAGUUGCAGUAGAGACAGAGAGCGCAAUUCCUAUGCUUGCGUCGGCAUGUCCAGGUUGGAUUUGCUACGCUGAAAAAACUCAUGGUUAUAUGCUUCCUUAUAUCAGUGAAACAAAGUCUCCUCAGCAGAUUAUGGGGUCCAUGGUGAAGAAUCAUUUUGGUUCACAGCUUGGUUUAAAUCCGGAUCAAAUAUAUCAUGUAUGUGUAAUGCCCUGUUAUGACAAGAAACUGGAAGCAUCACGCUCAGACUUUUACUCUGAUCUCUACAAGACACGCGAUGUUGAUUGUGUAAUUACGUCCACGGAGGUCGAAAAGAUGUUUUCAGAACAAGGACAACCUGAUAUGAACACAUUCGGGGAGAUAAAUCUAGACCCUGGCUAUAGCUCUGUGAUCAAGGACCCUACAGGAACUGAUCAGGUUUUGGUGGGUGCUAGCGGCAAUGCCUCUGGUGGGUUCUUAGAGUACGUGAUGCAGUACGCUGCUAGAGAGCUGUUUGGCAUUGGCGAGGGCAUUGAUGUAGAUAAGGGCUUGGGAGUAGAGGUCAAGACAGUGCGUAAUGCAGACUUCAGAGAGGUUACGCUUGAAGCGCCAGGAUCAACGAAUGGUGAGGUCUUGUUGAGAUUUGCAGCAGCUUAUGGGUUCAGGAACAUUCAAAACUUGGUCCGUAAGGUCAAGACAGGCAAGUCACCAUACCAUUUCGUUGAGGUGAUGGCUUGUCCUUCAGGCUGUAUCAAUGGAGGUGGACAGCUCAAGCCUCAUGGUGACAAUUAUGCCACUAUCCCAUUGAAAGAAUGGAUUGUUCAGGUGGAUCAACAAUAUAGAAAUGGUGUGCUAGCACGCAAACCUGAAGAGAAUCCAGUGCUAGCCCAGCUGUAUCAGGAAUGGCUCGGUGGUGUAGAUACGCCAAAGGCGAAACAGCAGCUUCGGACAGGAUACCAUGCAGUUGAACAGAACCUUGUUAACCCACUAGCUGUCAAGUGGUAAUCUAGGACUACUGCGCACUUUAUCUUAAUUAUUUUUAUCAUAUAUAUUUUACCAUUUCUCUUAAGAUCUAUUAAGAUGUACUUUAUUUCUUCUUUUUUCGCCUCGAU